This is a messenger RNA of Exophiala dermatitidis NIH/UT8656, 2082 nucleotides long. RefSeq lists its product as uncharacterized. The record is from RefSeq and is a predicted model, not a curated record. The transcript is spliced from 3 exons. Lineage: Eukaryota; Fungi; Ascomycota; Eurotiomycetes; Chaetothyriales; Herpotrichiellaceae. The coding region runs from base 1 to 2082 and encodes 693 amino acids.
AUGCACUCUCUUCCUGCCGUCUUCGCAAGCCUUUCACUGGCAGUCAUCAAGGCGUACGCUCAUUCUGAGAGCUAUGUCAGUUAUGGCGUGCCGUUCCCUGGUCCCCCACAGCCGAUUACUCGCAGUCCGACAUUUGUCGAUGGCACCUGGGUUCACACGUGUCCGCCCGCGCCUACAGUUUUCUUCAACGUUACAGAAUAUGUACCUGUGAAAGUGACAGUGACGGCCACUGCUUCAUUUACAGAAAGGACCACUGCGUCCGUCACCGACACGGCCACUGAAAUCCUCACCGAUACCACCACAGCAUCUUUCACCAACACAUCCACCGAGAUCCUUACCGCUACUACCAUUGAAUCUGUCACCAACACGGCCACGGAGCUGCUGACAGACACCACCACAGCCACUGAAGUACUCACUGAACGCUUUACGAACACCACCACCGCAUCCUUCACUGCCACUACGACUGCAUCUUUUACCGAGACCACGACUACAUCCAUCACAGAAACAACUACUCGACCUGUAACCAUCUACCAGACAAUAAUAUCUACAACAGUCGUCACCACGACUCAAACUGUUACGGAGACGGAGACUUCGACAACAGUGUCGCCGAGUCCUACCACCGCGACUGCUACCGAGAAGCUCCUCGUGUCGACGUUCACGACUGAAGUGACCAGCAUCACACUUUGUCCCACAAGAAAGGCCAACCCAACGUACACCGCUUCCGGACCAUACCCCACUGACUGGACAUGGGGCUGUCCUCCCGGCUGGCUGUGCAGGCCGAACCGAACGAACUGCAACUUCGAAGCCGGCCUACCGGACCAGAACUUCUAUUGCGCACCCAACGAAUGUAUCCCGGCUGAGGCGCUAACUCAGCCACUGCAAACAUGGAACGCAGACAUAUACGGAAACGCGACGCCACUGCAGGACCCAUCGUUGAAAUACCAUGCCAUCGGCGACUACUUCAACAUGAACCCCGAAGAUUUCGGCUUGACAUAUGAGAUCUUCAUUGUGGACGAAGUGUUCACCGUCACUUCGACCACUCUGCUUCUGCCGGCACCGACACCCACACUCGCGGCGCGGCAGGCUCAAACUAGCGUCCCUGGCGCCUGUUACCCAUGGUGCAACAACUGUCUCCUGGAAGCGCAGGCGAGGGGCAAAACGUCAGCGCUGUGCGUGCCAGGUUCGGCGUUCGAAACAUCCCUGAAUCAAUGCGAGCAGUGUAUUUCUGUGCAUAAGAGCGACAGCUCCGGCAGUUUCGUACAGAUUUCACCUCAAUUCCAGCAGUUUCUGGACUAUUGCGCGCAGUAUUCAACCACGGUGGUGACCACGGCUACCACCUCGACAAGCACGGUAUCCUCGAUUUUGUCCGCGACAGUUACUUCGCAGAGCUCGGUAACGAUAGCCACAUCGACAGGACAACGCACUUCACUGACGACAGUGGUGGCUACAACCGCAACCACUGAGACACCAACCACUUCAACCACCGAGGUCCUAUCUACAUCUACUGGUGUCUCCACACUAACCGGGUCCGCGGAAUCCUCCCCUGUCAUUAUACCGACAACCUCAUCCCAAACCUUACCUGUAAUCACGACGACCACCGCUACGACGGUUCCUACUACCACGUCAGUUAUCUCUGAAACACCAUCCUCUUCUGCCGCUGCCCAGUCAGUUUAUACAACGACCUCGACGGCCAUUACGACAAUCUACUCUCUGAGCACCAUCACCGGCACUCUAUGGUCACAAAUCACAAUCGUCCUCCCCAUCUCGGGCAGCAGCACAACCACAGUCUACGGUUCCGAUCUGACAUCCGGCGGCGCCAGUCUGGUCCUCCCUGAGGCUUCGACGACCAGUUCCUAUCUGACCACAAUGACCGUGACGCCUGGCAAUUUCGGGGCUGACGGAGGUUCGGCCACGCCCACAGCCACCGGCCCGGCAACACCGCAAACCACGAGCCCCGCUCCAGCUGCGCCGUCUGCGUUUCCGGGCUCUGCUUCGCGUCUGAAAGUGACGUCUGGAGAUCGAUCCUGGCAGACCAUGAUAAUCGGUCUGGCCAUAAUAUAUGCGCUUGCACUGGUGUUGUGA